Messenger RNA from Paramecium sonneborni, 1270 nucleotides. The record is from the annotation of a GenBank genome assembly. NCBI's taxonomy places the organism in Eukaryota, Ciliophora, Oligohymenophorea, Peniculida, Parameciidae.
UGAGAUGAAUAAGUUCAUAAGUAUAGUGUUGAUUGCGUUAGUGAGUGUUUAAGCAUUGGAUAUCGAUUUAACAUUGUUAUUAUAGGUAUGGAGAUUAUAGUAAUAAUGAAAGACAGGAUCUUAAUCAAAUGAUGCUGUUCAAGCAGUUUAUGAUUUAUUGAAUGAUUUAAAGACAAGCAAUAUAGAAGCAUAAGGAGUAGCAGAUGAAAAGAAUAUUUCAGAUGAAGAAAUAGGAUAAUCUAGAAUAGCAGCUUUGUCAAAAGUUAAUGAAUUAAACUAAAAAGCAUGGACAAGUGCAAAAGCAAGAAGAGAAUAAAUUGGUGUUGAAUAUAGAGUAUAUAAUAUUAAGAUAAUAAAAAGGAAGCAACAGAUUAUAUAGCUUGGGCAACAUAAAGAUUAGCUGAUAUUGAUAGAAGAGAAGUAGAAUUAGAAGAAUUAAGAUGUUUUUCAAAUGGAUUAUUUGUAAGAGCAAUCAAAUAACAUAAUGAUGCUUUAGGUGUUAUUAGAAUAUUGAAAAAUGAUUUAAGGUAUUAAAUUACUAUAAAUAAAAUAAGUGGUUAUUUAACAGGUGCUCCAUCUUCAAUGGUUGAACUUAAAGUUGAGAAUGUAGCUGAUAAACUUAAAUAAUAUAGUCAACUAUUUAAUUAAGAUGCAAUGAGCAAAUUUGCUUAAUUAGCAUCAGAAUAAGCAUCAGGAAAUGCUGAAUUACAUGCUUUAGGAGAGAAUGAAAGUACUACAGGAACAGAUAGAUAACCAGGACUUAAUGUUGGUUAAUUGGUUUACAAUGCUCUAAGUGAUUUAGAAGAUUAACUUAAAUCAGCCUUAGCUGCACUUGAAUAAAAUGAAAUUGCAGGAUACUAUUAGUUAGCUGAUUGGUUAGCUGAUUCAGAAGCUGAAAAAGCUCAUUUAUAAGAUGAAAUCUAAAGAAAAACUUAACUCUAAGAUAAAUUAGUUGUGGUAUUUAUUCUUUAUUAUUUAAAUCUAUCAGUAAGAAUAAGCUGCUCUUGCUGUCUAAGCUAAGGCUAAUUCAGUACUUAAAGAUUCAUAAAAUGCUAUUAAUGCUGCCACUGCUAGUCUAUAAGAAUUGAGAGAUCUUUAUGAAACUGAAUUAAAUAGAAGAAAUGGUAAUUCUCUUAUAUUUUAUUAUUAUAGAGGAAAAUGCCAUCAUUGACGAAGUUAUUCAUAUUUUCAAAUAACAAGUCUUAGAAAUGGCUAAUCAAACCUCUUAUGGAAAGAAAUGAAAUAUUAAUAUUAUCAAUUUAAACUCAAU